Melanaphis sacchari is the source of this 4537-nucleotide messenger RNA. It is a transcript of the gene SCAP, whose product is annotated as sterol regulatory element-binding protein cleavage-activating protein. Gene Ontology annotation, cellular component: endoplasmic reticulum membrane; Golgi membrane. Gene Ontology annotation, biological process: SREBP signaling pathway. The record is from RefSeq and is a predicted model, not a curated record. The transcript is spliced from 20 exons. The coding region runs from base 629 to 4471 and encodes 1280 amino acids. NCBI's taxonomy places the organism in Eukaryota, Metazoa, Arthropoda, Insecta, Hemiptera, Aphididae. Gene Ontology annotation, molecular function: protein binding; sterol binding.
UAUUGUUCUAGUAUUCACUAGAAUGAUCAAAUUUCGUAAAAAUUUAAACUUCAAAACUUCAAAUGCUUAUUUGAGUAACGAGUAAUUACAUUAAUAGAUUUUGGAACAAUUGACUGUUGGAAGAAAUAUUUUGUAGAACAUUAAGUAACGAUUCAAUAAAAACAAAAAAAAAAAAUUUGGAAAUUUUUAUUACCUAUUAGAAUAAAUUGACUUUGGAACUACAAUUUGUAGUAAGUUCGCCAUGAUGUACGAUAAUAUUAUCGGAUGUAAUACUAAUUAUACGAUCGCUCAUGUGGUAGACACAUAAAGAUACGUUUAUCGUUAAUCUAUGCUUCCAAAUUCCGACAGUUGAGUAAUUUGCAUAGUGUGCACGACUAUAUAGUCAGUCUAGUCAGUAGUCACUAGUCUACUCAGUAUUCGCCCACUAUAAACGUUGACCGGCUACCACCUCCUCAUCAAAACAUUCAAAACUGCAACAAGUCUACUAUCAACUAUCAAGUAUUCAUCGUGCCACUGUGACUGGUCUAUACACAAUCCGUUGUCGGAGUCAGAUACUGCUGUUAUCAUGACGUCGUCCUAAUGGUUGUUGGUGACGGCAUGUCCUAUGCCCUAUGAUUCCACAUGAAAAAUGGUUGACCCGAAUUGGACAAAUUUGGCUGUGUCUAGACGUCUCCCAGACAAAGUGUCACAGUUGUAUUAUUCCUAUGGUCUGUUCUGCGCAUCUCAUCCCAUCAUUUCAUUAACAGUUUCUACUGUAAUCGUAGUUUUAUGCAGCUUAUCACUAUUUGGAUUGCCAUUGUUCAGCAAUGUAGUACAAUCAACUAUAACACCUUCUUACAAGCCAGAUAACAUAACAAAUCGAUGGUUUAGUGGACAACCCAGUGUGUAUAUUCAACAAAUAGUUAUGAGAUCAAUGGUAACCCCAUGGUUGGAUAAUUUAGUUUUAUCAGAUGCCUUCAGAGGCCCUUUAGCUGAAUCUUUCAAAUUAGUUGAAAUUAUUAGAAAUUAUCAAUUAGAUAACAAAAUUUCUUUAAAUGAUGUCUGUCUACACAUAGAAAACAUUAAUUCUGAUGUAAAGGCAUUACCAGAGUUCAGUUGUUUGCUUGUAUCACCUACUUAUUUGUGGCAUCAAGAUUUAGAAGAGUUUCGUACUGAUAAUAGCAUUGAAAAAACAAUUUUUACUUAUCAGAGUCCAUCUCAUAUAAAAAUUAGUAUUCCAGAAUUAUUAUUUGGUAUGCCACUUAAAGAAACUGGUAUUAGAAGAUAUUCUGUUCAUCCUCGACAAAGAGUUGUCCAAUUUGCUAUUACAAUAUUUAUGAAACAACUUGUACCACCGUAUAUACAAGGAUUGAAAACCCAUUUGAAACAAAUUUACCCUGUACAUGUUAAAUCAAAUCAAAUUCUAUCAGACACAUCAACUUUACACAUUUACUAUCCUGGAGAAAUAAAUUAUGAAACAAUAUUUGUUUUACUCUCAUGUUAUAUGCUUUUAUUUGGGUAUAUUUAUUACUCUAUUAAAAAAAUGGACAUUUUUGUCUCCAAGGUUGGAAUUAGCUGUGGAGCUGUUUUCACAGUUAUAUCUACUCUUUUAACAACUAUGGGGCUUUGUUUUUUAUUUGGAUUAGAUUUUACAAUAAACAUUCAAAGUCAAAUGGUGUUUCCUUAUUUAGUUAUUGUUGUUGGUCUUGAAAAUAUGUUGAUUAUAAUAAAAUCAGUGGGUUCGACAGCACCGAAUUUAGAUGUAAAAAUUAGAUUGGCUCAAGGUUUAAGUAAAGAAGGAUGGGCUAUAACUCAAAAUCUUUUAAUUGAAGUUACUAUUUUAACUGGUGGAUUAUUAACUUUUGUUUCGUCAAUUCAAGAAUUUUGUAUAUUUGCCAUUGUGGGUUUAUUAUGUGAUUUCUUUUUUCAAAUGUUCUUUUUUCUUGCACUCAUAUCAUUAAAUAUGAAAUCAGUAGAUGACUCAACUUAUCAAAAAACAUAUUAUCCAUUUUCUUUUGCUAAUUUGGCCAAUAAAAUGCAUAAAUCUAAUCCUCCGGCAUUAAAACAUUCAAGUCGUAGUGGUGUUAUGUUAAAAUCUGCUUCUCAUCCGCGUUUAAAUGGUUUGCAAAUUAUGGCUUCAUUAGAAGAUCCCCGACGCAAGCCAAUGUCAAAACGUUUGAGAUUCUUAUAUCUUUGGGCAGCUACAAGAAUUGUUCAACGAGUAUUAAUGAUGGUUAUGAUUUUUUGGAUAUCUGGUAUUAUAUAUAAUACAGAAACUGUGCAAGAAUUUUUUGAUUUAAGAAAAUCUGUAACUAGUGAGAAACCAUAUGUUCAAGAACGAUCAAAUAUACAUUUUCCUCUUGCAUGGGAAGAAGGUCGACGAGCUGUUAUAAUUGAAAACAAAGCUAGAUUUACUGUAAAAGAAGAAUAUCAGUCUAACAAAAAGGCUAAUCUGUCCCAAGAAAAUGAUUUACCGUAUUAUGUGCAACUUCUAAAUGCUGAAAAAUGGCCUCAUUGGCCUAGACUUUCUUGGUACAACUGGCAAUUUUUAUUAAGCAUGUACAAUAUAAGUGUCGCUGGAUCUUAUGUGUCUGUAUUACAACCUAUACAUUUAGCUCAUUCUGUGACACCAGAUGAAGCUAUAUCAUUGCGUGAAUCUCUAAAUGAUGCUGAUAAAUCAUUUCCAUCCCAUUGGAAGUCUUUUGCUGCUGCACUUGAUCCUUUUGAUUUUGUUGAUACUCAUAUAGUUGCACCACUGGAAAGUAGAAAAGACAUCAAUGUUGUAGAUAAAUCAUCCGAACCUUUUAUACCUACUUCACCAUCAGAAUUAAUAUUAAUUGCUGUUCUAUGCUUAAUUAGUAUAUUAGUGCUAGUCUACACAUUAAUAAUGUUGUAUCGAUGUGUCUGUAGUCGUAACUAUGCUGAAUGGAGAGCUGGAUGGAGUCAUGAUGUAAGUUAUAUACAACAUGACUCUGGUAUACAAGUUAUAUUAGAAGCAGUUCCAAUUGAAUUUAAAGGGCACACACAAUCAGUUGAAUGUAUUGCUACAUAUGGAAAUAUUAUUGUUAGUACAUGCCUUGCUGGUUGUAUUAAUGUUUGGAAUGCAUUAACCGGUGAAUUGAUUAGUACCAUUGAUAGGUCUAAUUUGGACAAUUCUAGUGAUGAUGAUACAGAGGAAUUCAAUUUAUCAUCAGAUUUCUCUAAUGAUUUUAAAAACUCUAUUUCUGAUUUUAAUUCUAUGUCAAAUUAUGCUUUUCCAGAAUCAGUUAAAAAUAUGGAACAAUUGUGUUCAAGGUGUAAAAACGUAAUUUCUAUUGAAAACACGAGCUAUAACACAAUAAGUCAAGAUGAAAAAAAAGGAAGACAUACUGUUAAUUCAGAUCAAAAUAAAUGGGAAAAUCGAUCCAAAAAAAUGUCUGAAAAUGAGAUCUGUAUCAAUUCCCAGAUAUGGUGUGUUGAUUGUAAUGAAAAUGUUGUUGUUCUGGGUUGUGCUGAUGGUUCAUUGCAAUUUUGGGAUAUGUACAAGGGGAUACUUAAAUGUAUGUGGCAAGGAGACAUAAAUGAUGGAUUUACAGCAAUUAAGUUGAUCAAUAAAUAUGUAGUAGCUGUGAGGUUGAAUGGGUCUUUAGAAUUCUUCAAACUUGAUAUCUUUAGUGAAUCAACUUUGAGAGAGUCUAUUGAGAGACCUAAUACUAAAUUCUCACUUAGAAGUAAAUAUUUUAGUAUCAAUAUGUUUAUUUGUUUUAAUUUAUUUAUUAUAAUUAAACAAAAUGUAUUUAUUAAUGUAGAGCAUGUAAGAACGGGAAGUAUAGGUUCAUCUCUUCAUACUUUAAAAUCAACUAAUGAUACUGUACGUUGCCUUCAUAUAGAAGCUUUAAAGGCACAUAAUCAACCAGUUACUGUUCUUGAAACUAAUGGAGCUCAAAUUGUUACUGGUAGCCAAGAUCACAUGCUUAAGGUAUUUAGAAUUGAAGAUAGACAGUUACUAUAUACUUUACAUGGCCAUUAUGGCCCAAUAACGUGUUUAUUUAUUGAUCAAGUAAAUCCUCAUAUGGCUGCGUCGGGUAGUCAAGAUGGAAUGUUAUGUGUAUGGGAUUUAGUUACUGGUACAUGCAUGUAUACAGUUCAAAGUCAUGAUGGAGGAGUUUUAGGCAUAACAUGUUCAGCUAGUUAUGUUAUUAGCAUUGGUCAAGAUGAUAAAAUUUGUGUUUGGGACAGGUUUCAUGGUCACCAACUUAAUAAUAUUCAAAUUAGCAAUGUCUAUUGUUAUGAUUUGGCGAUGUUAACACAUAAUUUGCUUAUUACUUCUAAACAGGGUUGUAUAGUUAUUAUGGAUGUACAAACAGGAGAACCAGUGAAAGUAUUUAGCUUAGGAGACUCUGAUUGUAAUGUUGUUACUCAAUUAUUAACGCUAUCAGACAGUAUUGUAUGUGAUUAUGGCACAGAAUUGCGUGUCGUACGAUUUCCGAUGGUAGCAACUAAAGAAGAUUAAAUUAUAUCAAUGACAAAGACAAAGACAUGAAUAUUAAUAUAGUUUAUAAACCUUUUUUUUUUUUAA